AUGCCUUCCUUUGACAAUUCCUUUGUAGUCAACCAUACGUGCUUGCGUAUCAAGGACCCAAAGGUCUCAAUUCCAUUUUAUGUAGACAAUUUCGGAUUCAAAGUAGUUGCAACUUUCCCAUUUCCGGAAAAGAAGUUCACUCUCUACAUGCUCGGAUAUGAACAUGAUCAGGAAACCUCUCACAAGAAUUGGUCCGCUAGAGAAGGAAUUUUAGAGUUGUGCCACAAUCAUGGUGUUGAAGAUGACGACUCAUACACGUUAAACAAUGGGAAUGGAGCUGAACACCGUGGGUUCGGACACAUUUGUAUUUCUGUAGAUAACAUUAACGUUGUAGAAGAAAGGUUAUUAGCCAGUAAUGCCAAAUUCCAAAAAAAAUUAAGCGAUGGGAGACAAAAGGAUAUCGCCUUUGUUUUGGAUCCAAAUGGAUAUUGGAUUGAAUUAAUUCAACACGGAAAGGGAAAAGUUGACAUUCUAACAGACCAAGCAACUUACUUGUUUAAUCACACCAUGAUCAGAGUGAAAGACCCUGUUAAAUCUCUUGAGUUUUACAAGAAUGUUUUAGGAAUGAAAGUGUUUAGGAAGCAUGAUCAUGAAAAUGCGAAAUUUUCAUUAUACUUCAUAGGAUAUGAUCAUGAUUCUAAUUUUAAAGAAGAUUCUGUCGAUAGGGAUACGUCUUCUUUGAAGCAAGGUAUUAUCGAAUUAACCCACAAUUGGGGUACUGAAUCGGAUCCAGAGUUCAAGGGUUACCACAACGGGAACAGUACCGAGGGUGGUGCCAAGCAAGGAUUUGGACACACCUGUAUCUCAUGCAAGGAUCCUGCCAAGUUCUGUAAAGAAGUUGAAGAGGAAUUUCCAGAUUCCACUGAUUGGUCAGUGAAAUGGAACCAGGGUGGCAUGAAGAACAUUGCCUUUAUCAGAGACCCUGAUGGAUAUUCCAUUGAGAUUAUCUCGCACGAGUUGUUUAAGGACGGUAACUGA
Dujonia railenensis is the source of this 978-nucleotide messenger RNA. The record is from the annotation of a GenBank genome assembly. NCBI's taxonomy places the organism in Eukaryota, Fungi, Ascomycota, Pichiomycetes, Serinales, Debaryomycetaceae.